Messenger RNA from Propithecus coquereli (Coquerel's sifaka), 5886 nucleotides. RefSeq names its product tensin-1. Bases 1 to 4212 code for a protein of 1403 amino acids. The transcript is spliced from 18 exons. Gene Ontology annotation, biological process: fibroblast migration. NCBI's taxonomy places the organism in Eukaryota, Metazoa, Chordata, Mammalia, Primates, Indriidae. The record is from RefSeq and is a predicted model, not a curated record. Gene Ontology annotation, molecular function: protein binding.
AUGGAUCUCCACACUUACACCUUCCUGCACACGCAGGGCUACGGCUACCUCUCCUGGCAGGUGGUGGGACACACCCAGGGGCCGUUGGACGGAAGCCUGUAUGCCAAGGUGAAGAAGAAGGACUCCCUGCACGGCAGCACUGGGGCCGUCAAUGCCACGCGUCCCGUCCUGUCAGCCACCCCCAACCACGUGGAGCACACACUCUCGGUGAGCAGUGACUCGGGCAACUCCACGGCCUCCACCAAGACUGACAAGACCGAUGAGCCUGUCCCCGGGGUCUCCAGCAUCCCUGCUGCCCUGAGUCCUGAGGAAAAGCAGGAGCUGGAUCGACUGCUGAGUGGCUUUGGCUUAGAGCGAGAGAAGCAAGGCGCCAUGUACCACCCCCAGCACCUCAGGUCCCGCCCGGCGGGCAGCCCAGCUGCGCCCUCCUCGGGCCGCCAUGUUGUCCCAGCCCAGGUUCACGUCAAUGGCAGGGCCUUGGCAUCUGAGCGGGAGACAGACAUCCUGGACGAUGAGCUGCCCAACCAGGAUGGGCACAGCGUGGGCAGCAUGGGCACUCUGUCCUCUCUGGACGGGGUCACCAACACCAGUGAGGUGGGCUACCCAGAGGCCCUGUCCCCGCUGCCCAAUGGUCUGGACAAGCCCUACCCCGUGGAGCCUAUGGUCAAUGGUGGGGGCUACUCCUACGAGCCCGCCAGCCGGGCAGUGCCGGCCCAUGUCAGCCACACGGCCCCCAUGCGGCCCUCCUACUCUGCACAGGAGGGUUUAGCUGGCUACCAGCGGGAGGGGCCCCACCAGGCCUGGACACAGCCAAUGACCACCUCCCACUGUGGUCAUGACCCCAGCGGUAUGUUCCGCUCUCAGUCCUUUUCGGAAGCUGAGCCCCAGCUGCCCCUAGCUCCAGCCCGUGGGGGAAGCAGCCGGGAGGCUGUGCAGAGGGGGCUGAAUUCAUGGCAGCAGCAGCAGCAGCAGCAGCAGCAGCCUCGCCCACCUCCUCGCCAACAGGAAAGAGUCCCCUUGGAGAGUCUCGUGACCAGCAGGCCCAGCCCCCAGCCAUUAGCAGAGACCCCCAUCCCCGGGCUCCCCGAGUUCCCAAGGGCAGCCUCCCAGAAGGAGAUCGAGCAGUCCAUCGAAGCACUCAACAUGCUGAUGCUGGAUCUGGAGCCGGCCUCGGCCGCUGCCCCCCUGCACAAGUCCCAGAGUGUCCCAGGAGCCUGGCCAGGGGCUUCCCCACUCUCUUCCCAGCCCCUCUCCGGCUCCUCCCGCCAGUCCCAUCCACUGACCCAGUCCAGAUCUGGCUAUAUCCCCAGUGGGCAUUCCUUGGGAACUCCUGAGUCGGCCCCACAGGCCUCCCUGGAGUCUGUCCCUCCGGGCAGGUCUUACUCUCCUUAUGAUUACCAGCCAUGUCCAGCUGGGCCCAGCCAGGGUUUCCGUCCAAAGAGCCCAGCCUCCUCCUCCUUGCCCGCCUUCCUUCCAAACUCCCACACCCCUCCAGGGCCUCAGCAGCCCCCAGCCUCUCUCCCUGGCCUCACUGCUCAGCCACAGCUCCCACCAAAGGAAGCGACUUCAGACCCCUCCCGAACUCCAGAGGAGGAGCCAUUGAAUCUGGAAGGGCUGGUGGCCCACAGGGUAGCAGGGGUACAGGCUCGGGAGAAGCAGCCUGUAGAGCCCCCAGCCCCUCUCCGGAGACGGGCGGCCAGUGAUGGACAGUAUGAGAACCAGUCUCCGGAAGCCACAUCCCCCCGUAGCCCUGGGGUUCGCUCUCCCGUCCAGUGUGUCUCCCCCGAGCUGGCUCUUACCAUCGCCCUCAAUCCUGGAGGGCGGCCCAAGGAGCCCCAUCUGCACAGCUACAAGGAGGCCUUCGAGGAGAUGGAGGGAACCGCCCCGAGCAGCCCGCCGCCCAGCGGGGUGCGAUCCCCGCCGGGUCUGGCCAAGACACCCCUGUCUGCUCUGGGCCUGAAACCCCACAAUCCAGCGGACAUCCUGCUGCACCCCACCGGCGUCACCAGAAGAGUGAUCCAGCCAGCGGAGGACGAGGGGAAGGUGGCGGUCCAGCCUCCUGAAGAGCCCCGGAGCUAUGUGGAGUCUGUGGCGCGGACAGCGGUGUCUGGACCCCGAGCUCAGGACCCUGAGCCCAAGAGCUUCAGCGCACCAGCUGCCCAGGCCUAUGGCCAUGAGGCACCCCUGAGGAAUGGGACCCUGGGCGGCUCCUUCGUCUCCCCCAGCCCCCUCUCCACCAGCAGCCCCAUCCUCAGCGCUGACAGCACUUCAGUGGGGAGCUUCCCAUCCGGGGAGAGCAGCGACCAGGGUCCCCGGACACCCACCCAGCCUCUGUUGGAGUCUGGCUUCCGCGCUGGCAGCCUGGGGCAGCCCAGCCCUUCAGCUCAGAGAAGCUACCAGAGCUCUUCUCCUCUCCCGACGGUGGGCAGCAGCUACAGCAGCCCUGACUACUCACUGCAGCAAUUCGGCUCCUCUCCGGAAAGCCAGGCCCGGUCUCAGUUCAGUGUGGCUGGAGUCCAUGCAGUGCCUGGGAGCCCUCAGGCACGCCACAGGACAGUGGGCACCAACACUCCCCCAAGUCCAGGCUUCGGCCGGCGGGCCAUCAACCCUAGCAUGGCUGCGCCCAGCAGUCCCAGUUUGAGCCACCGCCAGGUGAUGGGUCCACCAGGCACUGGUUUCCAUGGCAACACGGUCUCCAGCCCCCAGAGCAGUACAAUGACCACUCCGGGGAGCCCUAGCCUAGGCCGGCACCCAGCGGGGGCCCACCAGGUUUCCAGCCUCCAUGGCAGUGUGGCCACCACUCCCGGGAGUCCCAGCCUGGGCCGGCACCCUGGGGCCCACCAAGGCAACCUGGCCUCCGGUCUACAUGGCAAUGCAAUAGCCAGUCCAGGAAGCCCCAGCCUGGGCCGUCACCUGGGAGGGUCUGGAUCUGUGGUUCCUGGCAGCCCCAGCUUGGACCGGCACGUGGCUUAUGGUGGCUACACCACCCCUGAGGACCGGAGACCCACACUGUCCCGGCAGAGCAGUGCCUCUGGCUACCAGGCUCCUUCCACGCCCUCCUUCCCCGUCUCCCCAGCCUACUACCCCGGCCUGAGCAGCCCUGCCGCCUCCCCAUCGCCGGACUCGGCAGCCUUCCGGCAAGGGAGCCCAACGCCGGCCUUGCCAGAGAAGCGGAGGAUGUCCGUGGGAGACCGAGCGGGCAGCCUCCCCAACUACGCCACUAUCAACGGGAAGGUGUCCUCGCCUGUCGCCAGUGGCAUGUCCAGUCCCAGCGGGGGCAGCACUGUCUCCUUCUCCCACACUCUGCCCGACUUCUCCAAGUACUCCAUGCCAGACAACAGCCCCGAGACACGGGCUAAAGUGAAAUUUGUCCAGGACACUUCCAAGUAUUGGUACAAGCCUGAGAUCUCCAGGGAGCAGGCUAUCGCACUCCUCAAGGACCAGGAGCCAGGGGCCUUCAUCAUCCGUGACAGCCACUCCUUCCGAGGGGCCUACGGGCUGGCCAUGAAGGUGUCUUCGCCCCCUCCGACCAUCAUGCAGCAGAAUAAAAAAGGAGACAUGACCCAUGAGCUGGUGAGGCAUUUCCUGAUAGAGACCGGACCCAGGGGAGUCAAGCUGAAGGGGUGCCCCAACGAGCCGAACUUCGGGUCCCUGUCUGCCCUGGUCUACCAGCACUCCAUCAUCCCGCUGGCUCUGCCGUGCAAGCUGGUCAUUCCAAACCGAGACCCCACAGAUGAAUCGAAAGAUAGCUCGGGCCCUGCUAACUCAACCGCCGACCUGUUGAAGCAAGGGGCAGCCUGCAAUGUGCUCUUUGUUAACUCUGUGGACAUGGAGUCCCUCACUGGGCCCCAGGCCAUCUCCAAAGCCACAUCGGAGACAUUGGCUGCUGAUCCUACACCAGCUGCCACCAUCGUUCACUUCAAGGUCUCUGCCCAGGGAAUCACUCUGACUGACAACCAGAGAAAGCUCUUCUUCAGACGACACUACCCCCUCAACACUGUCACCUUCUGUGACCUGGAUCCACAGGAAAGAAAGUGGAUGAAAACAGAGGGAGGCGCCCCUGCUAAGCUCUUUGGCUUCGUGGCCCGGAAGCAGGGCAGCACCACGGACAACGCCUGCCACCUCUUCGCGGAGCUUGACCCCAACCAGCCAGCCUCUGCCAUUGUCAACUUCGUCUCCAAGGUCAUGCUGAGUGCUGGCCAGAAGAGAUGAGCCCACCCCUUGCCCUGGGCCAGUGCAGUGGGGACGGGGCCCAUGGGGAGGGGACCCAGGAAUCCUGACCACCCUUGAAUCCAGAAGGAGGACUUUGGGCCAAGUUUGGAGAAGGAGAGAAGAAAGUGCAACGUGGGGAGAGGGAAGUGAAUUGCAGAGGGGAGGGGGGGAGAGAGGGAGACAGAAAGAGGAAGAUGGCGGAGAAGAACUCAGAUUCCCCUGGGUGAUGGAAACUGCAAAAACCCAAAGCCUCCAAAAUUAACCAGGUCCCCCAAACUCCCCCUUCCCCCCUCCCAGAGGAGAAGAAACAAGCCUCCUUGGGGAUCCAUAUUUUUAGGGGAAUGGAAAAGCCCCAUCUUCCUAACCCAACUGCUUUGCAAGGAGAAAUCAAGCUUUUUCUGGCCACCUGUAGGGUAGGUUGUCAAACCAAACAGAACCAGUGUGGGACAUCAAGUGGUGGAACUUUCUCUUUUCAAAGUAUCUCAGACCCAAGGCACCUCAGGUCUCUUUGCUGUGCCUCUGAUGUAUUGCUGUGUGGGUGUGUGUGUCUGCACCCACACCUCACGUGUUGAUUCGUACUUGCCUCUGUCGGCUAGAUUUAUAAACAGCUGUCCUCGUCUGUGUCCCAUGUGUUUGCAGACACAAUGUCCAAAGAAGGUUAGGGUUGGGGGCGACAGGGCAGCAGGGAGGGACAGAAACCCUCUUUUGCAGGAGUACCCAAGCUGUGGGUGACAGAGGCUCUCUCUCCUGGUCCCUGCACCUGCACUCUCGUGGCCCCUGGUACCACCGGCCUUUCUCCUCUACAAAGACCCCAGCAGGAGUGGGGGUGGCCACCCCUGCAGCUUACCCUGUUCUGCCUUAACUGAGAGGCGGGAGCUUUGGUUUGAGGAUGUGGAGAUACGUGUGUCUGUGGCCUCGGGAAAGAGCUCUGCCAGGAAGGGCAGCUGCUGAGCUCGGGGCCUCUGCCCUGAGGUGUGUAGCCCAGCAGCAAGGAAGGCAGGUCACCCCGGUCGGUGGCCUGGACUCUGCCUUAGCUCCCACCUCUCAGCCCGUUCUUGGGUUUCAUGCCCCAGAACCAGCCUUAUCUCAGACUUGCUUAUCUGCAUGAUGCCUUUUUGGGGGCUGGAGAGCGAGCCUUCCUGCUCUGCCCUGCCCUAUUCUGUCUGUCCUACAGGGUCUCCAUGUUGGGGUUCAUCCUGGGAACCUGUUUCCCGCUCAGCAAGGCCCAGGGGAGGAGCCUGUAGUCCUUUUCCUCCCCUCGGUACAUGUUCUGCGGUCUGACUUUUGCAGGUCCCUUUCUGGCUGGGCUGCCCAGGGUGACAUCAGAGAGGUCCUGGGGCUGCUACCUGUGUGCCACAUGGCCUACCUACAAUGCCAAAGCCUCACUGUUCCCCAUGCUGCCUUGGUUUCCCCAGCUGAGUCACGCUGCCCAUGUAGCAGUGGGGCAGAAGACUUGCAUUUAGGCCAAAGGGCCUUGGGCCCAUUUGGACAGUUGGGAAAAACCCUGACCACCACCCAAAGACAUUAAGCCAGAAUGGAAAAUUCACCAGGACUCCAUUCUUAAGCCUAGAGGGGUUCCCUAGAGAGAGGCAUUGUACUGAUAUAUAAAUAUAUAUAAUAUAUACAUGAGACAUACUGACAGAAUCUGUAAGCUAAUAAAAUAUAAGAAAAGGU